AUGGCAGUUGAGGUUGUGGGAUUUGAGAUGGUUCAAGGACCAGUGGAGAAUGGUGCUGAAGGAGGAAAACCUGUUUUACAUGAGAAGGAGAAUGGAAAGCUGGAUAAAGAUGUAGGAGCUGUGGAGGCCAUCAAAUUUGGGUCACAUGGAGAUGAAUCUGCGAAAGGGAAAGGGAGUGAUGUUUCAGAGGUUAAUGUGCCGAAAGAUGCAGCUGAAGAGUGGCCUGCGCCUAAGCAGAUCCAUUCUUAUUAUUUUGUCAGGUGGCGGCCUUAUGAGGAUCCAACCAUAAAAUCUAAAAUUGAUUUACUUGACAAAGAGAUCAGCAAGAAAAAUCAAGCCCGGUUUCAGAUAACUGAAGCACUGAAGGCGAAGCGGUCAGAUCGAGCUGAGUUGAUUUCUCAAAUCAAGUCUCUAAGAGGUGACAAUAGACAAUUUCAGAGUAUUGUGGAUGAGAAAAUAAAAGAGAUUGAACCUUUGCAGCAAGCAUUGGGCAAGCUACGCAAUACAAAUAAUGCGGGUCGGGUUGGCUUGUGUUCAUCUGAGGAAGAACUUAAUAGUGUUAUAUAUAGUUUGCAAUACCGCAUACAGCAUGAGAGUAUUCCAUUGACAGAGGAAAAACAGCUCCUCCGAGAAAUCAAACAGCUUGAGGGGACAAGAGACAAAGUUAUUGCCAAUGCUGCAAUGAGAGCCAAGUUACAGGAAUCUAUGGGGCAGAAAGAAGCCAUUCAAGACCAGGUCAAGCUUAUAGGGGGGGAUUUGGAUGGAGUGAAGAAAGAGAGAGAAGCAAUUCGGUCCAAAAUUAAGCAAAUUGAUGAUGCCCUGAAAGCUAUUGACAAGGAUAUUCAGUCUCUACAAGAGGAACUGACUGCUGUUUCUCAAAAAAGGGACAAAUCUUUUGAGAACAUGCAGCAGCUGAAGAAACAGCGUGAGGAUGGGAAUUCCUAUUUCUACCAAAGUCGUACUGUUCUGAACAAAGCACGGGAUCUGGCUGCAAAGAAAGAUAUUAAUGCUCUCGAUGAAGUUUCACAGACAGAGGUUGAGAAAUUUAUGACACUCUGGAACAGUGACAAAGCAUUUAGGAAUGAUUAUGAAAAAAGAAUUUUGGCCUCAUUGGAUAUGCGGCAGUUGAGUCGGGAUGGCCGGAUGAGGAACCCAGAUGAAAAGCCAUUGCUGGAAGAACCAAAACCUGCUGAAACAGAAGCGAUACCAAAAUUUUUUGCAAAACAGCCAAAAGAGGAGCCUAAGCCUUCUCCACAAGAAACUUUACCUGCUCAGAAAGAAUCCAAAAUCAAAGUGAGAGAUUUGAAAUCCAAACCGGAUAUUAAGGAUUCAGCUGUAACUGAUGAAUAUGAAUUCGAAAAUUCCCAGAAGGUGAUCCAUGCCAAGGAGCAUGAAAUUGAUCCUGCAAAACUGAAAGAGAUUAAGCGGGAAGAGGAAAUUUUGAAAGCAAAGCAGGCCCUGGAAAGAAAGAAGAAGCUAGCUGAUAAAUCUGCAGCUAAAGCAGCAAUCAGAGCACAAAAGGAAGCUGAGAAGAAGCUUAAGGACCGAGAGAGGAAAGCGAAGAAGAAAGCUUCUGGUGCAGGAGUUAUUGCCAACCCUGAGGAUGAAGAGAAAGAUGAAGUUGCUGAGAUUACUGAACCAGAAAAAGUCGAUGAAGACCUUCAAGCCCCGGUUCCAGUGAAGGACAAGGUCCAAAAGGAGAGUGGCAUUAGGAACAGGAACCGACCAAGAGGUCCAGAUUCAGUUCCAAAAGUAAUUCUUAAACGGAAGAAGUCUAACAAUUACUGGGUGUGGGUUGCAGCUGCUGCUUUGUUAGUCAUCCUUUUUGUGGUGCUUGGAUACAUCUAUCUUUUCUGA
Messenger RNA from Sphenostylis stenocarpa, 1857 nucleotides. The record is from the annotation of a GenBank genome assembly. Lineage: Eukaryota; Viridiplantae; Streptophyta; Magnoliopsida; Fabales; Fabaceae.